AGCAAUUAAGGUUGUGGUAGCGGUGUUCCUAUAUAAAUUGAGGUCACACGCACUGUACUUGGCAUGCAGUUGAAGGAAAUAUCUUGUUAUAUAUAUAAGCUUGGAACCUUCUUGGUUCUCUUGAGACGAUGGCAGCGAGGGUUGAACGGAAGCCACUUAAAGCGCCGAAGAAUUUGCUAGACGCAGUGUUCAUGUUAGCAGAUGCGAUGAAGCACGCUGAUCACAUGGAGGGUAAGAAAACAGUGGCAAGAGAAUGCGGUGAAAGAAGCGAUUGUGUACAACUGAAAGCCCCUGAAAUUCUACAGAUGUUACACGAGUUGAAGACAUUGCUGACACGGACCAUGCUUUUCACGACCAAAAAAGGGUUCGCUGCAUUCGACGAGGAGGAUGUGCUCCUAAGGAAGACAACAGCACGGAUUCUAAGGCCUGCUUUCAUAGUUAUACGUGAUGAAAAAUCAAAAAGUUUGAUUGUGUUCAUCCGAGGAACUCGUAGCCUGAGAGAUAUGUUGACAGAUGCACUGUGUGCUCCCCUCUCCUUCGAACACAUCAUUUACAGCCAUGGCAGUGAGCAAAGUGGGAACAAGAAGGUUUCAGGACAUGCACACCGUGGUAUGGUUGCUGCAGCUUUAUGGGUUAAAAAUCGUUGCAUUCCUGUACUUCUUGAUGCUCUUCAACUUCAUCCCGACUUCAAAAUCAAGAUUGUUGGACACCCGCUUGGUGGUGGUAUUGCUGCACUGUUGACAUAUAAGCUUAGAGAAAUACAGCAGUUCUCUUCAAGCACUUGCGUCACGUUUGGCCCAGGCAUGUAGUUAUUAUACAUCUAAAGUUUUAAUUUGUUCAAUUGAGUAACCAAUUUCUGUAUUAUAUAAUUUAAUCAUUAUAAGAGAAUAUGGAGAAGUGUGUUACGAAG
Messenger RNA from Cajanus cajan (pigeon pea), 910 nucleotides. The record is from RefSeq and is a predicted model, not a curated record. NCBI's taxonomy places the organism in Eukaryota, Viridiplantae, Streptophyta, Magnoliopsida, Fabales, Fabaceae.